Folsomia candida is the source of this 3227-nucleotide messenger RNA. RefSeq lists its product as uncharacterized. Gene Ontology annotation, molecular function: S-adenosylmethionine-dependent methyltransferase activity; Hsp90 protein binding. The record is from RefSeq and is a predicted model, not a curated record. Lineage: Eukaryota; Metazoa; Arthropoda; Collembola; Entomobryomorpha; Isotomidae. The transcript has 7 exons. The coding region runs from base 123 to 3194 and encodes 1023 amino acids.
GCUCAGUGGCUUGUAAAUGUGGAUGCAAACGUCACCCUCUCUGCUCAAUAUUGAAAGUUUAAAAGGUAUUUAUUCUAACAAGUGUUAACAGGAAUUUGACCAAGUUGAAUGUGCAGACGGGGAUGAAUUUAGCAAUGGAGAAUUGUAAGAGUGAUGCGAAAAACCUACUUAUGAACGAAAACUUCUUUAAGAUGCAUCGCCUAAUCAACGAUAAAGCAAGCGAGAAGUUUCGCAUGCGUUUUCUCGACUUGUGGAAUGCAUCUGGAAACCCAGAAUGGGAAAAUAUUCCACACUUUGGGAGGACGUUUAUUGAGGAUAUUGGAUCAAGUUUAUACUACAAAAGUAAGAAAAUUCAGAAACAGCUUCUGGAGUCUGGUCAGAUUAAUACCUGGGAUCUACCCCUGCUUUUUGCGUCAAUUCAGUCAAUUAACACUUAUACAAAUACAAAAUCCUCACGAACUGAUUUCGACGAACUGUUAAGAAUUCGAAAUAAGCUUUCCCAUCUUGGCAGCACAGAAUUAGGUGACGACGAAUUUGCGAAGUUAUGGAGUGCAGCCACAAAUAUUCUUUUGAAAUAUGGCCUAAGCCAAGGGGAAAUUGAUGACGUGCUAACCAUGAAACUUGGGACAACAACCGAGUUUGAAGACAAACUCAAUCAAAAUCUUGAUAAAAUUAAGAUGCUAAGAGAAGAAGGGAAUGCUUUAUUUAAAAAUGGCGAGUUCAAGCGGUCCAUCGAACGUUACUCUGAAGCAAUGUUGGUCGAAAAUAUAAGUACUACGGAACUCGGGAUUUUGUAUUCAAAUAGAUCCGCAGCCCACUUGGGAGUCAAAAAUUAUUCUGAUGCAAAAAUUGAUGCGAGGUGUUCCGUAAAUCUAAGACCAAAUUGGGGAAGAGGUUACUACAGACUGGGGUGUACUUAUGACAAACUUGAGCAGUACGAUAAGGCGCUGUACUAUUACAAUCUAUCUUUGAAAUAUGAUCCCUCAAAUUCAAGAUGUUUAGAUUGCCAGCAAGGUGCUAUUCACAUGAUUGCAAAGAGAAACCGUCAAGAACAUCUGGAUCCGCUGACAAUGCCAGUUACAGACGCAGAUAUGCUUGCAUUUCGCGAAAGGGUUACCGGUCCUGAAAUGAUUGCAGUUGGUGAAUUGCUCUCCGAUAAGAUAAAGAAGGAAAGAUACCUGGCUGGAGAUCCACACUAUACAUGCACUGAAGCUCACAAUUAUCUUUGCGGUCUGAAGGGUUACACCCAAAAUUAUGAGCGGGCUGCCCAACUAUUCGCCAAAGCGGCCAAGGAAGGGAGUGCGGAGGGAAUGUACAAUCUAGCAAAACUAACAUCGGAAGGAAAAGGUGUCCAAAGAAAUAUGGUAGAGUCCUUUCAAUUAUUCCUCAGAGCAGCGGAUCGGCCACGACUGAUGGAAAUAUUACCGGGAACUGGAGUGAAGACAAGGAGAAUUGGUGUCAUGGAGGCCCAGCAUGCACUAGGGUUACAUUUUGAAACUGACGGAAUACUGGGACGUGAUUAUCAUCAGGCUUACAAUUGGUAUACGAAAGCACUGCUUAACGGGAGCGGACCCUCCGCAAAUAAUUUGGGAUUAAUGUUCAGCGAGGGUAAAGGGUUUACCCCAGAUCUUGAAAAGGCGGUUGGCUAUUGGCAGAUCUCAGCACUGUACGGAAUCACCAGAGCCAUGGAAUCCCUCGCAUUUCACAAUUUUUACAACGGUAGACCAACAAGAGCCUUCAAGUGGUACACUUUGGCUGUUAAGAACAAGACAAUGAACUCCAACCUGCACAUGAUUUUCGAGAAAGAGCCCCCACUAGAGCAGUUCGUUGCGGAAGAAUUUGAACAAACCAUUGAGGAGGAACUAAUGGCGGGUCCGAUGCGAAAAUAUGUUGAUUUGAAGGACUACCACGAAAACAUUGACGGGAUGGAGAGGCGACGGGAAAGAAGACGUAAAAUGCUGGAACUUGUCCAACCAAAUGCGGCAGGCGGGAAGGUUCAGACAAUUGUGAACCAUCGAAUUGCGCUUAACCAGAUAAAGAAAGAAAAGUCAUCUGAAAGCGACUGGACCACGAAGCAAGCAAAACUAUUCCCCACAAGAACUCCAAAUUUGCUUGGAUUAAAACCAAUUACUCUGAAGGAGCUGGAUAAAUCAAUUCAUGACAAAACUUAUGACGGAUUCGCAAUUAGGUUGACGGUAAUUGAAGAUGCCAUACUCGGAUUGCCGUCGGUCCAGAUUCUGGCGGAGGAUGAAAAUGGUGACAUUGAGAAAGUUUACAUUUACAAUUACCAGCAAGGGCCAACCACCCAAGACGAACUCGGAUAUGCCUGCGCUUUCACAGUAAUUAAUCCAUAUUUUAGACUAAUGGCGGAUAGAAAAUGGGGCAUUCGCGUUGACGAUCCGAAUCUACUGAUCAAACAUCCAUUAAUGAAGGGUCAAGAUCGAUGUAGGUAUUGUGCAAAGAUCGGGAGCACAUUAAAAUGCAGGAAAUGCAGAAGAGUCUUCUACUGUUCAAAGAGUUGUUUGGAGAAAGACGAGACAGAAUUGAAACAUGGGCAUGAAGUCGGACCUCCUUUAUUUUGUAGUCCAAUUAGAACUAUUGGACAACCUUUCAUUAUUUGUGGGAGUGCUCACUUUAUAAAGUGUUUCAUUUUGGAAAUUGGAGUUGGACCAGGAGGAAAUUUUGACUUUUAUCCGGAAACCGUAAAGUGUCAUUUAAUCGGGAAUGAUCCCAAUGAAUAUUUUUAUCCUACAUUACAAGAAAAUGUUCGCAAGUUCCCGCAAAUCAUCUUAGAUCGGAUUUCCUCCUCUUCUGCCGAAAACCUUAUCGACAUACCGAACAAAAGUGUGGAUGCCGUGAUAAGCACAAUGGUGCUGUGCAGUGUUCCCAACGUUGACAAAACUUUGCAAGAAGUUUUACGUGUUUUGAAACCUGGCGGGAAAUUUUUCUAUAUGGAACACGUAAUUGAUCCUGAAGCAACUUGGUGGAGGUCGUUGCAACAAAUUCUGGAUUUCCUUGGAAUUUGGCCAUUUCUUAUUGACGAUUGUCAUUCAGCUAGAGAUACGUCGAGCAAGAUUGAAAACGCUGGAUUUGGUUCGGUUGAUCAGAAGCGGUUCUAUCUUGACCCUGUAGGGUUUUGGGGACUUUAUAUAAUUAAACCACAUAUUUAUGGCGUUGGUGUUAAAAAAAUAUGAGUAAAACCAGGUGUACACCAACUGUGGAAACAA